Arabis nemorensis is the source of this 813-nucleotide messenger RNA. Lineage: Eukaryota; Viridiplantae; Streptophyta; Magnoliopsida; Brassicales; Brassicaceae. The record is from the annotation of a GenBank genome assembly.
AUGUUUCCGAUAGUGAAUGCUUUGUUAAGGAAGCUGAGCUCGGUUUUAGUCACUGAUUUUGAAGAGAUUUUGUUUGUUCAGCACGAAUUGGAAGAAGAGCUUGGUGAGAUUGUGUUAAAAGAGUUUGGUGAACCAUUAAUGGGUUCUCCUUCAGUUGCGUUGAGCGACUGGCCUCCUAACAGCAAGGAAUUGGCUACAGGUCUUAAGACUCCUCUCGUCAUCCUAACAAGCGAUGGAAGUAUAAGACCUUUUAACAGAGGUUUUGUGGAGUCGGAAGUUGGUUUGACCUCGUCUGUUGGAGAAGUUGGUUUAACGACGCCGGUUGGAAGGUUUAAACGACGUGAUGUGUUUGAAAAAGGAAGCACUUCAGGAAUAGCCAGUCAAAUAAUAUCAGACAAUGUUAGUGUUAACAUGUCAACAUCCUGGUUUGACGCGAAUCAAUGUGUAUCGGAUGAUGUAGCCCUAGUUGCUGCGGUUGAACGUCUUGAGGCCGAGAUUGAAAGUGAAGAAGAUUUGGACUCUCAGAAUGGUGAUGAAGAAUGUGACGCUGUGGAAGUAAGGCCAGAAGGGUUUGACAGAGAGUGGUGGAGUCCUUUCCUUGAGGAAGCUUAUGGUGGCUCUAAUGCAGGUGAGGAGAUAACGUCAUCAUUAUGUGAUAAGGAUUUGGUUGUUCUUAGUAAAGAGGUGUUGUGCGGUAAGAUGGUGGUUACUGGUGGGGAAACUGGGAUCGAGAUUCCUAAGAAAGUGGCACCUCCUGGAGUAACAAUAUUUAAUAGUAGGGCAAAGCCUUCAUGGAUUGAGAAAUCUGAGUAA